Cylas formicarius (sweet potato weevil) is the source of this 864-nucleotide messenger RNA. RefSeq names its product cyclin-C. Bases 64 to 864 code for a protein of 266 amino acids. NCBI's taxonomy places the organism in Eukaryota, Metazoa, Arthropoda, Insecta, Coleoptera, Brentidae. Gene Ontology annotation, biological process: positive regulation of transcription by RNA polymerase II. Gene Ontology annotation, molecular function: cyclin-dependent protein serine/threonine kinase regulator activity. The record is from RefSeq and is a predicted model, not a curated record. The transcript has 5 exons. Gene Ontology annotation, cellular component: nucleus; mediator complex.
AGGAUAAUGCUAAAACCUACGUUAUAAAGUUGUUAAGUGGCUCGUUUAUCCUUUUGUUUAAAUAUGGCCGGAAAUUUCUGGCAAAGUUCGCACCAUCAGCAGUGGAUCCUAGAUAAACAGGAUCUAAUUAGAGAAAGACAAUACGAUUUGUCCGUUUUAAGUGAGGAAGAAUAUCAGAAGAUCUUCAUUUUCUUUGCUAGCGUUAUUCAAACGUUAGGAGAGCAACUAAAGCUGAGGCAGCAAGUUAUAGCAACCGCAACAGUUUAUUUUAAAAGGUUUUAUGCCAGGAAUUCGUUGAAAUGUAUCGAUCCGCUGUUAUUAGCCCCCACAUGUAUAUUUUUGGCUUCAAAAGUAGAAGAAUUUGGAGUCAUUUCUAAUACAAGACUGAUCACUACUUGCCAGACAGUCAUCAAAAAUAAGUUUGGGUAUGCUUACACUCAGGAAUUUCCAUAUAGAGCAAACCAUAUACUUGAAUGUGAAUUUUAUUUGCUUGAAAAUUUGGAUUGUUGCUUGAUAGUUUAUCAACCUUAUAGACCCUUGCUGCAGCUGGUACAAGAUAUUGGCCAUGAAGAGCAACUCUUAACUUUAGCUUGGAGAAUAGUUAAUGAUUCACUGAGAACAGAUGUCUGCUUACUGUAUCCCCCAUACCAAAUUGCGAUUGGGUGCUUACAAAUUGCUUGUGUGAUUUUACAAAAAGAUCACAAAUCAUGGUUUGCAGAACUGAACGUAGACAUAGAAAAAAUUCAAGAAAUUGCUAGGUAUAUUAUUAAUUUGUUUGAAUUAUGGAAAACCUAUGAUGAGAAGAAGGAAAUUCAGGGACUGUUAGGAAAAAUGCCUAAGCCAAAACCUGCACUGCAGAGAUAA